AUGGUCGGUGACAGUAUUCCUAAACUCGCGGUUCUCAUUGACGCAGACAAUGCGCGGUCCUCCAUGGUCAACCUCUUACUGUCAGAAAUUGCAAAAUAUGGCACUGCUCACGUGAAGCGGGCCUACGGGGACUGGACAAGUUCUGAUUUAAAGGGCUGGAAGGACGAGCUCCUUAGGCAGUCAAUCCAACCGAUCCAGCAGUUUGCGUACACCCACGGGAAAAAUGCGACCGACUCAGCUAUGAUCAUCGACGCGAUGGAUCUUCUAUACUCUGCUCGGUUUGACGGCUUCUGCCUUAUCUCCAGUGACAGUGACUUUACGCGGCUCGCCGCUCGUAUCCGUGAGUCUGGACUGAUUGUAUACGGACUCGGGGAGCAUAAGACGCCUAAGCCCUUCGUCGCUGCCUGCGACAAGUUUAUCUACACAGAGAACCUUGUGCACCUAGAGGAGCUUUUACCGCAUGCUGACAAGGCUGUCAUUCCCAAAAGCCAUUCGCCUACCCUAGAAACACAUGAAGGUAGCCACUUAGCAAGUCAGCUACGAACGACAGUAGAGACUGCCUCUGAUGACGAUGGAUGGGCUAGACUUUCCAAAGUCGGUCAACUCCUCACAACACAGUGUCCUGACUUCGACCCUCGUACAUACGGAUACUCUAAGCUUAGUGAUCUAAUCAACGCGUCGCCUUUGUUUGAGACUGCCCGCCGCUCCCCUCGAGACGGCUUAUCCAUAGAGAUCUGGGUACGAGAUAAGCGCCGGGAACGCAAGAGCUUUGCUUAA
This is a messenger RNA of Penicillium riverlandense, 777 nucleotides long. RefSeq lists its product as uncharacterized. The record is from RefSeq and is a predicted model, not a curated record. NCBI's taxonomy places the organism in Eukaryota, Fungi, Ascomycota, Eurotiomycetes, Eurotiales, Aspergillaceae. The coding region runs from base 1 to 777 and encodes 258 amino acids. Gene Ontology annotation, molecular function: RNA nuclease activity. The transcript has a single exon.